AUGUUUGCUAAGCUUUUGACAUUGGCUCUUGCCGCUACGGCAUAUGCUUUGCCAGCAACCUCCGCCCCCGCCGUUACUCCCGACCCAAGCCAAGUCUCUAUUGCAGGAAUCACCUAUGGUGGAACCGGUUGCCCCCAAGGCUCAGUUGGCUCUUACAUUUCCGGUGAUCGCCAAACCUUCACCUUGAUCUUUGAUAGAUAUGUCGCAUCCCUCGGGCCUGGUGUAGCUAUCACCGAGAACCGCAAGAAUUGCCAGCUUAACAUCAACCUGAAGUAUCCCGGUGGCUUCCAAUACAGCGUUUUCAACACUGUCUACAGAGGUUAUAUUGGUAUUGAUGCUGGUGUCAGCGGGGUGCAAUCUACAACAUUCUACUUCUCUGGAGGCACGUAUCCCACGAGCUCCCAAACAACAACCUCCACCACCUUCAAGGGCCCUCUUGAUGGCAACUAUGAGGUUUCUGACAAUGCUGAUCUCACCUCCACUGUCUGGUCUCCUUGCGGCGCAUCCGUUGGACUCAACCUCAACUCUCAGGUCCGCCUAACUUCCAGCAGCGGCACCGCAACCGGUCAAAUCACCAGCGAUUCCAUCGACGGCCACCUUACAUUCGUUGUUGGUGUUAAGUGGCAGAAGUGUUAA
This is a messenger RNA of Venustampulla echinocandica, 636 nucleotides long. RefSeq lists its product as uncharacterized. NCBI's taxonomy places the organism in Eukaryota, Fungi, Ascomycota, Leotiomycetes, Helotiales, Pleuroascaceae. Bases 1 to 636 code for a protein of 211 amino acids. The transcript has 3 exons. The record is from RefSeq and is a predicted model, not a curated record.